AUGGCUCCGAAAGCCGUAUCCGGCAAAGCUGCGAAGAAGGCUUUUAAAGUGAGGACCACUGAGGUGAACAAGACCAAGAGGAGGAAGGAGAGUUACGCGAUCUAUAUCUACAAGGUGUUGCACCAAGUGCAUCCUGACACUGGUCUCUCCUCGAAAGCAAUGUCAAUCAUGAAGUUGUUUGUGAACGAUUUUUUCGAGCAAACUGUCGCAGAGUCCAUUCGUCUUGCCCACUACAACAAGCAGAGAAAUUUUGAAAUUUCCUGUUCUCAUGAUUCUGAACUCCUAAGCUUCUUCAUCCAUUCUACAUCGCACAAACCCUCGUUUCCCCAGGCUCCCCAAUUUCACCUUCCCCGCCACAUACAUACAUCACUCUCGGGUUCUUCAGACGAUCGUACUAACAGUAGUGCCUCGAAUGGAAAUUCUGCCGUUUUCUCGUGUGUACCUCGUACGCACGAGAACCUAAUCAUCAACACGUGUUGUGUCCAAGGAACUCCCAUUCAAAACUCCAUCUCCGUUAUCCGAUUGGUGUUACCAACAAACCAAUCUGCAAAGCUUCAUCUACGCCUCUCUGGCGACCCUGAGGCUGCGGCUUGCGGUCUUGCUGGCAUUCGUGUGGCUCUCAGAGGCAGAGCUAAAGCCGCGCUCCUGGGUUGGAUCCCAGUCGACAGAUUAUACGCAGUGAGAUUCAGAUGUUCGUGCAAAGUAGGCAGCCGUCGCUACGAUUGUUUGUCGUGUGGGCGUACAUCCCAGCGAACAGCGGCCCAGAUGCAAUCCGAAAUGAAUUCUACUUAA
Messenger RNA from Echinostoma caproni, 792 nucleotides. Lineage: Eukaryota; Metazoa; Platyhelminthes; Trematoda; Plagiorchiida; Echinostomatidae. The record is from the annotation of a GenBank genome assembly.